Lutra lutra (Eurasian river otter) is the source of this 1065-nucleotide messenger RNA. RefSeq names its product transmembrane protein 212 (gene TMEM212). The transcript is spliced from 5 exons. Lineage: Eukaryota; Metazoa; Chordata; Mammalia; Carnivora; Mustelidae. The record is from RefSeq and is a predicted model, not a curated record. The coding region runs from base 34 to 600 and encodes 188 amino acids.
UCUUUGAGAUCGAGGACCAAGUCACAGAGGAAAAUGCAGAGCCUACACCAGGCUGCUGGCCGAAUUCUCAUUUCCCUGGGGGCUCUCAGUGUAUUCUCUGGAGUUAUCGCUUUCUUCCCUGUCUUUUCUUACAAGCUUUGGUUCACGGGAUGGAGUGUCUGGAUUGUUUGCCCCAUCUGGAAUGGAGCUUUGGCCAUCACGACUGGUAUACUUCUGCUGUUGGAUCACAAAGAGUGGACCAAGAGAUACCUGUGGGAAGCUAGUUUCACCUUUGUGAUUCUGAGCAUGAUGGGAUGUCCACUUCAUUUUGCUGUAGCCUUGGAAUCUGUUCUCCUUGGCCCAUAUUGCUUCUACUCGUUUUCAAGGAUAGCAGGGACUGAUUACCUUGGCUAUGCAGUUGCCUUUCCUUUUCCAUACGCAAGCUUCCCAUCAGCUUGUGUGGACCCGCUGCACUAUGAAGAGUACCACCUGACUCUUCAAGCCUUCGACCUGUGCCUGAGCUUUGCCAUGUUCUGUGUGUCCUUGACAGUGUUCAUCAAACUUUCUGCAGGACUGAUCUGGAAGACACACUUACAUAUACAGCCAAGCUCCUUCAUGUGAUAUCCAUGUAGGUGCAGCUCCUCUCCAAGAAUCUGGACUAAGGGGAAUUUACUGUGGUAUUGGAAUCCAAGAAGAAUUUCCAGGAAGGGAAAUAGAGAAAAAGUCGAUUUGAAUUUCCAUACUGAGGAACGGUACCUUAUUGAGGAAGCAUUGUGUUCGACAUUAUUUAUGACACAUGGAGAACCUGAUAUGCCAUGGUAUGUUUGAAGUCAGACACUUUGAGGUUUAAUUGUUUCCUCCAUCACCUACCAUCUGAGUAGCCUUGAACAAAUCAAUAUUGAACCUCUUUGCGCCAGCGAGACCACACGUACCUCACACGUUGCCAAAUGAAAUGGCGUAAUGACUUUUAAGAGCCUUACAUGGGUUGGGCACUUGAUAGCUGCUCAAGAAAUGCUUGUUUUCUUCCUCUUACUUCUAAUCAAAUUUAAAUUCUUAGCUUUCAUUCGAAGAUUUUAGAAACUUCCC